Molecule: messenger RNA, 2785 nt
Organism: Corticium candelabrum
Lineage: Eukaryota; Metazoa; Porifera; Homoscleromorpha; Homosclerophorida; Plakinidae
Exons: 2
Coding region: 137-2641 (834 amino acids)
Source: RefSeq, a predicted model, not a curated record
CCAAUCAGGAAAGAAAGAUAUCGAGAGAAGAUUCAGAUUAUUCAAAGAAGAGAGAUUCGGAGAGCUGUUUCAACUCACAAAGAUUACAAGACACAAACAAAAUCAAGGAAUUUUGGAUCAGGAGACAGCCCAGGAUAUGCCACUCAAUCCUUGCCUUGUUCGUUCUGUUAGAAAUAAGAUCAAGUCGGGCGAAAUCUCAAGAGCGGCAAGUCUAUUAACAAGCUCCGGAGUUGCUGAGGACUCGGAUGACACCCUAAGAAAGCUGGAAGCAAAACACCCAGAGCGUAGGUCCGUCUCAACUAACUUUCAGCCAUACUUUCCACACAGUUUACAACCUUUACAGAUACCAACUGAAACAUUCAUCAAGUCCUUACGAGAUUGCCCCAAUGGGUCCAGCUGUGGGAAUGAUGGGUGGAGGUUUGAGCACUUGAAAGUGUUACUGGAGUCAGAUCUAACCUGGACUUCUCUCUACAAUAUUUGCAACAUCAUCCUUGGCGGUCAUGUACCUGAUCCGAUAAUGAAGGCAUUAGCAGGAGCUAAAUUGAUUGCUCUCAAGAAAAACGAAGUAGACGUACGUCCUAUUGCAAUUGGCAACUGUAUUCGACGACUGGUGGCCAGAGCAGUGUGCUCUCAUUUGAAGAAGGAGAUGGCAGACUACCUUGCACCUCAUCAAUAUGGAGUGUCAACACCUGGAGGAGCUGAGGUUAUGUCUCACCUGAUUCAAUUGUGCUCACAACAAGAUGAAAACUCUGUCAUUUUGAAAGUUGAUGCAAAGAAUGCUUUCAACACCAUUAGUCGUGACAUCAUUCUGGAAGAGGUGGCAGUCCAUUUUCCACAAAUCUAUCCAUUUGUGGCAAAAUGCUAUGUCAACUCCACCCCACUGGUAGUGUCACUAAACGGCCAAGAUACUACUAUUCAAUCGGUGGAGGGUGUGCAGCAGGGUGACCCCCUUGGACCAUUUCUCUUCAGUCUUGCUCUGCACUCUGUCAUCUCGAAACUCUGCGUCAGGCACCCAACGGUUUUAAUUCCUUGUUACCUUGAUGAUGCCACAAUCAUUGGGCCCAAGCAAGAUGUCAUCUCUGCCUACCUUGAGAUGAAAGACCGACUAGUCAACAUCGGAUUAGAUUUGAGAGAAGAUAAAUGUGAGGCUUACAGUCCUUCAGGAAUAGCUGAUUGGGUUUUGUCCAUACCCAUAAGAGACGAAGGAUUGGAAAUACUGGGCACUCCAAUAGGAUCGGAUUCCUUUGUUAGGGAAAAGUGCAUAGAGACAGUAAAGUGUGAAAGAGACUUUCUAGCAAAGUUGCCUCUCUUGGAUGACAUGCAGUCUGGAUUACUACUUUUACGGUAUUGUGCAGUUCCCAAGAUUACUCAUCUUCUUCGAACUGUUCCACAUUCGUUGAUAGCUGAAGCUGCAGAACUGCAUGAUACCAUGAUAGUCAAGGCUUUCGAGAACAUCAUAGGAUGUGGUGCUCUCAAUGCUCUGGAAUGCUCACAACUUCGACUUGACAUUCAACAAGGAGGUUUUGGUCUUCGGUCUGCAAAGCAUUCUGCGUUUGAGGCUUUUCUUGGAGGUUGGUCCAACACUCUAGGUCAUCUCCCUCAUCGUGAUGGUCGUCUGAGUAGUUUGUGUGAUGGCCUCCUAAGAGAUCACGACAAAGAUCAGCCUCUAGUUCUCAGUGAAUUGACAAGUGCCCUGGCAAAUCUUCACCAGCAGUUCGACGAUACUCGAAAAGUGUUAUCAUGUAUAUCAAAACUUCCAGAUGCUCCAAAGAAACUUCAAGGAAAACUUCACCAAGCCAAGAAAGCUGUUGAGUUCACCCAGGUUUUACAACAAUGCACCAAUAGUUGUGAGCAAGCCCGAAUACAAGGUUGUGGUGGUCCAAAUUCUGGGGCUUGGCUGGAUGCGAUUCCGAGUACGCAUCAUUUUAUUCUCGGCAAUGACAACUUUGUCAACGCUGUUUGUCUGCGACUCGGUAAAGCCAUCCCGUGCUUGCAUUCUUUGGACCAGUGUGUUGCUCAGUGUGGUCAGCCCAUAGACAUUGAAGGAUACCAUGCCAUGACCUGUAAGUGGGGUGGAGGCCCAAUCAAACGACAUGACAGUGUACUCGACUGCUUUUACGACAUGUCCAAAUCUCUUGGAUUCCAUUGUCGCAAAGAGUUGACAGCGCAAUUCGAGAAUAAGCAACGUCCUGACAUCGCCAUAUACAAUUAUAAAGAUGGAAAAAAGCUUCUCUUAGAUGUAACCAUCACCCAUCCCUUGGCGAAGCGGUCAAUCAGUGCCAGUUGUAGCAAACCUGGUUUUGCAGCAGCCGAGAAGGAGAGAGAGAAAGAUAGCAAGUACCUUGUCAAGUCAACAAAUCUUGGGUAUUUGUUUCGUCCCAUUGCCCUAGAGGUAUACGGCCGUUGGGGAAACACAGCGGAGACGACACUAGAAGAACUAUCAAAGAAGUCCCCUCAAUCUACAGGCUUAAAUCCCAGCGAAUUCAAGCUACAUUGGAGAAGGAGAAUAGCGAUCAAUCUUCAAAGGGCCAACUCAUCAAUCAUCCAAAACAAGGUGUCUGCCAUCGUUGGAAAGUGUAUCGGAAAUCCUGAUGCUGCUUUUACGAUGUCAGCAAGAUACUUUGGUGGUGACUUUACGUAGUUAGCUGUGAGUUUGUGUAGGUGUGUUGUAGUGUUUAGUUUGUAUUAGUGAUAGUGAUGUACAAGUUUUCUUGCGAGUGACUGUCAGAUAAAGUGUGUUUACCAGUGAAAUUGAAUAAAGUGAGUGAGUGAGUGAGUGAGUGAG